AUGCGAUUUGACGAAAUUCUGAGACAUUUAGGGGAAUUCGGACCCUAUCAAAAGCGAAUUUUCUAUUUGUUAUGUUUACCUGGAAUAACACAUGGUAUUCGAAUGGUAGUUGCUGUGUUUGUAACUUAUAUUCCGUUUCAUAGAUGUGCUUUACCAGGAUAUGAUAAUGAUACAUACGCUGUACAAUCUGAGUACCAUCAACAACUCAUCAACGAAACUAUACCAUUAGCUAAGAAAGGUCUAGGCUAUCUGUAUGACCAAUGCUAUGUAUAUCUUACUGUUUCUAAUCAUACCAAAUCGUUGGUCAAAUGUAACCACUGGGUAUAUGAUAAGUCUGUAUUUACCAAUACUGCAUCCACCGAGUUUAACCUAGUAUGUGAUGAUGCAAUUAAGACAUCCCAUGCUCAGAUGAUAUUUAUGGGUGGUUAUUUCUUUGGUGCAUUUGUGACUGGUGCAAUAUCAGAUAGAUUUGGUAGAAAAGUAACUCUAUAUGGCUCUAUUUUGUUGGUGUUGGCUGGAGGAUUAGGUCUGGCUUGGGCUGAUGAUUUCAUAGUGUUUGUUUUACUAAGAUUUGUGAAUGGAACUGCUACUGCUGGCGUCUUUACAACGUGUUUCGUUUUAAGUGUAGAAAUUGUUGGUCCAUCAAAAAGAGCAUUUACAGGAAUAGUAAUAGAAUUUUUCUUUGCUAUUGGAAUGAUAAUAUAUGCUGGUAUGGGAUAUUUUAUACGAGAUUGGCACUAUCUGGAAAUAGCUGCCUCUAUACCUGUUGUUCUCUUUCUCGGGUAUUGGUGGAUAAUUCCUGAAUCACCCCGAUGGUUAUUGAGUGAGAACAAGGAGGAAGAAGCGGAAGAAAUAAUACGUCAUGCUGCCAAAGUUAACAAAGUCAAACUAGAUGAGAAGCUUUUUUUACAGUCCGUGGAAGAAGAUGAAAAACAAGAGAAAGCUAAUAUAUUUCAGUUGUUUAAAUAUAGGGUAUUGGCAUUUAGAACUUUUAUAAUCUUCUUUAAUUGGAUGGUUGUCAGUAUGGUGUAUUUUGGUUUAUCUUUAAAUAGUGAUAACCUAGGAGCUGGUUCUCUAUUUUUAAACUUCUUUCUCGUUGGUUUGGUCGAGUUCCCGGCGUAUACUAUAUGUUUGGUAUUUUUAGACAGAAAAGGCAGAAGGGUUUUACAUACGUGUAGCAUGCUUACUAGUGGCAUUGCCUGUAUUAUAACCAUCUUUACCAUUUUAUACGCUGGAGAAGGACAACAAUGGCUAACCGUAACAUUUGCUAUGAUUGGUAAACUUGGUGCUACCAUGGGAUUUGCUGUCAUAUACGUUUUUUCCAGUGAGUUAUUCCCUACUGUAGUACGUCAGGCCGGAAUGGGAUUUAGUUCCAGUUGUGCCAGGUUAGGUGGAAUGAUUUCACCAUAUGUUACUAUUGGCGGUGAUUUUGGAAGAGCUCUACCAAUGAUCAUAUUUGGUUCUCUGUCUAUUGGUGCUGCUAUAUUAACUUUAUAUUUACCUGAAACGUAUAAUAAAGAUCUUCCAGAAACAAUUGAAGAUGGUAAACGAUUUGGAAGGUAA
Messenger RNA from Lottia gigantea (owl limpet), 1563 nucleotides. RefSeq lists its product as hypothetical. Gene Ontology annotation, molecular function: transmembrane transporter activity. NCBI's taxonomy places the organism in Eukaryota, Metazoa, Mollusca, Gastropoda, Lottiidae. The transcript has 9 exons. The coding region runs from base 1 to 1563 and encodes 520 amino acids. Gene Ontology annotation, biological process: transmembrane transport. The record is from RefSeq and is a predicted model, not a curated record. Gene Ontology annotation, cellular component: membrane.